UUAAUGACAAAGCUGUUGCACUUUGAGGCAGUUCUCUUCAGUUCUCUGUCUCAGUUUGGUUCACUUUUUUGAGAACAUGAAACUGGUGUACGUGUGCUGUUCUCUGCUGAUAGUCGUCUGGCAGGAGGUAGAAGCUUCUAGUAGUGGCCCCUCUGGGGUUCUGGACAGGGUGUCAGGAGGUUCCAGCUGCUCCCAGGUGAGACUCAAGCCAGCUGGGCAAUGUGAAGAUGAGGAAGAGUGCCCGUACCAGAUCACACUGCCACCUCUGACUAUCCAGCUUCCCAAACAAUUCCGACUACUGGAGAAGACCAUGAAGGAACUGCAAAGCUUGAAAGAGACAGUAAACAGGUUGAAGAGCUCCUGUCUGGAGUGCAGCUCACAGCAAGUGGACCGCAACUUGCAGAAGGACAGUGGAGACCCUCCGACAAACAGCGCAGAACUGAGUCAAGGGGAUACCAGUACAAGAGUCUACCGGAAUGGGAACAGCAGUGAUAAUGAGAUUGUACAACACAUGCAGGUGAAGAUGAAUCGCAUGUCUGCCAGCCUGAAGAAUGCACGUUCACAGAUUAACUCCCUUCAGGGCCGUCUAGAGGAACUUAACCUCCUCAAUCUGCAAAAUGUGGAGGAUAUAGUGGACAGAAAAGUUGAGAACAUUACCGGGAUUGUCAACAAAAUCAGCAGCACUUGCACAAAUUGUCCAGGACAACAACAUCAACCACAACCAUUACAGCAUCUCAUCACUCUCAGAGACUGCUCUGACAUCAGCACACUGACGCAGAGAAAAAAUGGGAUAUACCAGGUGACCCCUGAUCCCAGAAAUCGCAGCUUUGCGGUGUACUGUGACAUGGAGGAAUUUGGUGGCGGGUGGACUGUCUUGCAGCGUCGCAUCAAUGGCAGUGUGAACUUCAACCGCACCUGGGCUGACUACAAGAAGGGCUUUGGUGACCCUAAAGGUGAGUUCUGGCUUGGCAAUGAUAAAAUCCACCUGCUCACCAAAACCAAGGACAUGAUCCUGCGCAUUGAGCUCGAAGAUUUUGAGGGCACACGUGGGUAUGCCAAGUACGAACAGUUCUACGUAUCCAAUGAGUUCCUCAAUUAUCGGCUGUCUUUGAGCGGGUACUCGGGGACUGCUGGAAAUGCUCUGCAGUUUAGCAAACACUUCAACCAUGAUCAGAAGUUUUUCACUACACCGGACAAGGACAACGACAUGUACCCCUCAGGGAACUGUGGAGCAUACUACGGAUCGGGCUGGUGGUUUGAUGCCUGCAUGUCAGCAAACCUCAAUGGCAAAUACUACAAAACAAAGUACAAAGGGAAGAGGGAUGGGAUCUUCUGGAGCACGUGGCACAACCUGACUUCUGAGUACUAUCCAACAAACUACAGACAAACAUUUAAAAAUGUCAAAAUGAUGAUAAGGCCAAAGAAUUAUGCACCCUAAGCCAAAUGAAGUAUAAAUGAACAAUAAUUUUUGGGGCAGUUACGCACUUUUCCUUAAGAACAACUUAUAAAGAUAUAGCUUGUGAUUCAUUACAAAUCGUCAAACUUUAACAGAACUGCAGUUAAAAAAAUAAAAUGUAUAAAUGUGUAUUUGCAAAGCACAUCAAAAUGCUAUCCAGCUAUGGUUUCAUAUUUUUGUGUAUGUGCUACUGCCAUCUUGUGUUUAACUGGUGUACUACACCAUCCUCUUUAUGUACUCCUGAUGAGUGCAUUUUUUCCCUGUGUUGAUGUAUUUAGUGGGACACACUGAACAGCUUUUUAAAAUAGCUUAUUUUAAAAUUAUUUGAUUUAUACUGUCCAUAAUCUUCUGGUGGACUUUUUUAAUUUUAAAUAUAUAUUUUUACUGAAAAUUAUUAUUUUUUUUACUGUGGGUAGAUGUUUAUACAUAUGAUUGAAAGCUAACAGACAUGGACUAAAGGCCCAUAAGGUUGAUAAAAAGAUACUAUAGCAUAUCUGUGACAUCCAAGAAGGAAAUGUACAGUAUUCAUUUUGAAAGCACGGGAUGGUUUUUUAAAGGUUUUUUUUUUUUUUUUUUACCAGUCUGAAAUUAAUAAGUUUAGUUUUUUUCUAAUCAUUAUUAGCCAACUUUUUCAGAAACUGUUUGUAUAUUGGAGAAAUUAUAUCAAACACCUCAAUUGAUGCUUUUAAAUCAACAAAUAAAACUGCAUCUAAACGUUGA
Messenger RNA from Cyprinus carpio (common carp), 2176 nucleotides. Its product is annotated as fibrinogen like 2a. NCBI's taxonomy places the organism in Eukaryota, Metazoa, Chordata, Actinopteri, Cypriniformes, Cyprinidae. The record is from RefSeq and is a predicted model, not a curated record.